Schistosoma turkestanicum is the source of this 1563-nucleotide messenger RNA. The record is from the annotation of a GenBank genome assembly. Lineage: Eukaryota; Metazoa; Platyhelminthes; Trematoda; Strigeidida; Schistosomatidae.
AUGUUCAGGAAAGGCAAAUUAUUCCAUUAUUCCUUAUUUGUUUUCACAUUUAUACAAUGUUGUGUAAUUAAUUAUAUCACAGAUCAAUGUGAUGUGUAUUUACGAUUAAGAGCACCAUUACAUGAUAUACCGAAUUAUGUAGCUACACGAAUGCCAUGGAUACCUGGACAAUAUAAAUUGAAAAAUUUAAUUAGUGCAGUAUGGUGGACAUUGUGUUUUUUGUACAUUCCAUUGAUAGUAAUCUAUUGGAAAUGUUAUGUGGAGUUUAUUGAAUGUAGCAAAUUCCGAUGCAGAUGGAUUAAACGUACAAGAUUGAAUAAUUAUGAAACGGAAUAUUUUUAUCAUUUAAAACGAUUCGAUAAAAGUGAUCGUCAAUGGUUAUUAUUAUGUUGUAUUAUGUGUAGUGCAAUUUUAUGGUUCUUCUAUCUUUAUGUGUAUUCUAAAUCUUUACAAUUUGUUAAUUCGCGUCGUUUGCGCGAAACUAUACACGUUUGGCUUAGUGGAUUAGUGAAUGUAUAUUUUUUUGAACCAAACGAAUUACCUCGCCGCUUUGCAAAAGCAUCACCAACAACAAUUUAUCAUCAUUUAGAUGAUGGAGUCAACGCAUUCUUAGUCAUUGAUAUUAUUCAAGUUAUGUUUGAAUGUUGUGGAGUGUAUUCAGGCCUAUCGGAUUGGAUAUUGAUGAAUGAAGCGGCAUUAACAUCAGAUCUGCAUGGUUUCGGUCUAAUUCGAAAAAAUCCAUCUGGUCGAAUGAUACCAUAUAGCUGUUGUAAAAAGGCCAAUUGUAGUUCAGGAUUUACUUUUGAUCAAUUCGAAAAACUGACUCAUUGGGAACGUCAAGCAUUUCAUGAGAAUGAAUGUACUGAGCCAAUUUUUAACUUUGUUAAAUCGAAAUGGAUGAAAGUACAAACGUCAUGCCUACCAAUAAUUAUCAUCACAAUGAUCCCUCAAAUCAUUUCAAUGUUGAUAUAUGUUCAAAAAAGAAAAUUAUGGGAACACAUUAAAGCAGCAAUACAUGAAAUGGUAGAUAGUUUGGCAACAAAAAGAAGGAAAGGGAUUUCAUCUGCAAACAUUUCUAAAAUGAAAAAGGAUAAAAAGAUAAUUUUGAAAUAACAAUAUUAGUGAGAAUAACCAAAUCAGAGUUAUGUUCAUAUCUUAUGAAAGAUAUUACACUUUAUCACUUUUCACAAGAUACAAUGAGAAAUAUCAUGGUGGCUGACAUUCUGUUGUGACAGAAUAAUGAAUGUUUAAACAAUGUUGAUGUUGAUGCUUGCCUGAACUGUUUACUUCCAACACGGAUGACGAUCAUUACUUGUUCUGUUAAUGAAACUUGUUGAAAUAUACCAUGUUGAGAAUUUCAUAUUGUAUUGAACAUAUAACAUUGAACAGAGCCAUUAUUGUUGUUAUUACCAAAGGAGAUUGGAGCAUUGGUAUUUUGCAGGACUGAUUGAUGGAUUUUAACUGUGUGUGAGACCUUAAUGUAUAUUGAUUCUUCUUUCCUUCUAGAUCAUUACAUGUUAAUUAUGAUCUUUCGAUUAAUUCAUUAACUAUUGUCGUGUGAUC